This is a messenger RNA of Nomascus leucogenys (northern white-cheeked gibbon), 2803 nucleotides long. It is a transcript of the gene SLC39A12, whose product is annotated as solute carrier family 39 member 12. NCBI's taxonomy places the organism in Eukaryota, Metazoa, Chordata, Mammalia, Primates, Hylobatidae. Gene Ontology annotation, molecular function: zinc ion transmembrane transporter activity. The record is from RefSeq and is a predicted model, not a curated record. Gene Ontology annotation, biological process: intracellular zinc ion homeostasis; zinc ion import across plasma membrane. Gene Ontology annotation, cellular component: membrane.
UUGUUACCUUCAGAGCAGCUCUCUCCAUAGCAACUGAAAACUUUUCUGGGCUGAAAUAAUCCUCUCUAGCUCCCAGCGCACAGUCAAAGAAUUUUAAAAACAGGGAACUUUGUAACUGUGAAAUACUCUCCAGGAUUUAAAAGGCUGUGGAGCUCCAGAUAAAGAAUCAUUUAUCUUUCUUCUGAAGAAAUUCCUUCGGUUACAAGUUUACCCCAUAAACGGCAACACACUCAUCUCCAUUCAAGACAGACUCAAGGUGGAGGAAGCGUGGAAAUGUGCUUCUGGACAAAGCUUUCAGUAUCCUGGGUGCCGUUGUUUCUUCUACUCAGCCGUGCUUUUUCUACUGAGACAGACAAACCCUCAGCCCAGGACAGCAGAGGCCGUGGGAGUUCAGGCCAACUGGCAGACCUGCUACAGGUUCUCUCUGCUGGUGACCACCCACCCCACAACCACUCAAGAAGCCUCAUCAAAACAUUGUUGGAGAAAACUGGGUGCCCACGGAGGAGAAACGGAAUGCAAGGAGAUUGCAAUCUGUGCUUUGAACCAGAUGCACUAUUACUAAUAGCUGGAGGAAAUUUUGAAGAUCAGCUUAGAGAAGAAGUGGUCCAGAGAGUUUCUCUUCUCCUUCUCUAUUACAUUAUUCAUCAGGAAGAGAUCUGUUCUUCAAAGCUCAACAUGAGUAAUAAAGAGUAUAAGUUUUACCUACACAGCCUACUGAGCCUCAGGCAGGAUGAAGAUUCCUCUUUCCUUUCACAGAAUGAGACAGAAGAUAUCUUGGCUUUCACCAGGCAGUACUUUGACACUUCUCGAAGCCAGUGUAUGGAAACCAAAACGCUGCAGAAAAAAUCUGGAAUAGUGAGCAGUGAAGGUGCUAAUGAAAACACGCUUCCUCAGCUGGCAGCCACGAUCAUUACUUUGUCCCUCCAGGGUGUUUGUCUGGGACAAGGAAACUUGCCUUCCCCAGACUACUUUACAGAAUAUAUUUUCAGUUCCUUGAAUCGUACGAAUACACUCCGCCUAUCAGAACUAGACCAACUCCUCAACACUCUCUGGACCAGAAGUACUUGUAUCAAAAAGGAUAAAAUCCAUCAACUUCAAAGGAAACAAAACAACAUAAUAACCCAUGAUCAGGACUAUUCUAAUUUCUCUUCACCCGUGGACAAAGAGUCUGAGGAUGGUCCAGUUUCCUGGGAUCAGACUUGCUUCUCUGCUAGGCAGCUGGUGGAGAUAUUUCUGCAGAAGGGCCUCUCACCCAUUUCUAAGGAGGACUUUAAGCAAAUGAGUCCAGGGAUCAUCCAGCAACUCCUCAGCUGCUCCUGCCACUUGCCCAAGGACCAACAAGCAAAGCUGCCACCUACCACUCUGGAGAAAUACGGCUACAGCACGGUGGCUGUCACCCUUCUCACACUGGGCUCCAUGCUGGGGACAGCGCUGGUCCUUUUCCAUAGCUGUGAGGAGAACUACAGGCUUAUCUUACAGCUGUUUGUGGGCUUGGCCGUCGGGACACUGUCUGGGGACGCUCUGCUCCACCUUAUCCCUCAGGUUCUUGGUUUACAUAAGCAGGAAGCCCCAGAAUUUGGGCAUUUCCAUGAAAGCAAAGGUCAUAUUUGGAAACUUUUGGGAUUAAUUGGAGGCAUCCAUGGAUUUUUCUUGAUAGAAAAAUGUUUUAUUCUUCUUGUAUCACCAAAUGACAAGCAGGGCCUGUCAUUGGUUAAUGGGCACGUGGGACAUUCCCACCAUCUUGCACUCAACUCUGAAUUAAGUGACCAGGCAGGCAGAGGCAAAUCUGCAUCAACUAUCCAGUUGAAAAGCCCCGAAGAUUCACAGGCAGCUGAAAUGCCUAGAGGCAGUGUGACAGCCUGCAACAGAAAAUGUAAAGCCAUUAGCUUGUUAGCAAUCAUGAUUCUGGUUGGGGACAGCCUGCAUAAUUUUGCAGAUGGCCUAGCCAUAGGAGCAGCCUUCUCAUCAUCAUCCGAGUCAGGAGUGACCACCACGAUUGCUAUCUUGUGUCAUGAAAUCCCACAUGAAAUGGGAGACUUUGCUGUGCUCUUAAGCUCUGGACUUUCUAUGAAGACUGCCAUCCUGAUGAAUUUUAUAAGCUCCCUAACUGCCUUCAUAGGAUUAUACAUUGGCCUUUCCGUGUCAGCUGAUCCAUGUGUUCAAGACUGGAUCUUCACAGUCACUGCUGGGAUGUUCUUAUAUUUAUCCUUGGUUGAAAUGCUUCCUGAAAUGACUCAUGUUCAAACACAACGACCCUGGAUGAUGUUUCUCCUGCAAAACUUUGGAUUGAUCCUAGGUUGGCUUUCUCUCCUGCUCUUGGCUAUAUAUGAGCAAAAUAUUAAAAUAUAAGUUAGGAUCUUCAACAUCUUUUAACAAUGCAUUUAUAUAGUCUUACUUUGUUUCUUUCAGUGCACUCUAUAGUGAUUUUUAAAUUAAGAAUUUUUUAUCUUAGGCAAAGUGUGUCUCUUUCAAUUCAUUAACUUAUUAAUUUUAUAAUGCAGUUUUAUUUUUGGAAACAUAUAAAUAUCAGACUGUCCUUAAUUGAAAUUUUGUCUUUGGUUUCCAACACCGUGAUGAAACUCUUGCUUUUUAAAAAGUAGAUAGUAAAUUCUGCGUGAAUUUUAGUAAAUUUUAAAAAAUUUUCCCUAAGAAAGAAUGUUUGUUUGUAGCAUUUAAAGUGGACAGAUGCCUGUUGGGAUAAAAUCAACUGCAACUUCUUUGAUGUUAAUUUUUUUUGCCUGUGCAAUUAUAAACUAUAAGCAAGUUAAGUGACAAGAAAAUGUAAUAAAGACUAGUUUUAAUA